GACCACACACUCCAAUACUAUAUCAUAAUAUUAACUUACACCGAAAAUACUACCAUAGAGAAUUUACCGCGUAAUCAAUCCAAACAGAAUCUGUGUGCAGUGUCAACUGAAUUCAUUCAUUUAGGCAUAAUUCAGUAUAAACCAUGCAAACACUACUCUAUUACAAGUUUUAUACAUAAUAUUUUCUUUUCUAUUUACCGAACACAUUGAACACUGUUUCUUUAAAGUAAACAUAACGAUGUAGUAAAUAAAUCAGAGAAAUUAAUUGCCAUGGGAACAGUUGUGUCGAUCGCAGUGUUACUGCACGGUGUAGUGCUCAGUCGACAUCACGACAUGUCCUUGGGCGGGGCGCAGCCCGAGGGCGAGGGCGGCGAGGCGGCCGAGUGUCAGCUAACACUGCACCACCCGUGCUCUUUCAAGCUUCGGUUUGCCGAACAUCGGGAACUUGGCAGAUCCUAUGUAUCCCUAGUGAAACCUCUCAGGCUGCCGGCAACAGUGACUGGUAAAUUUUAUUCCCGUGAAAGGACGCGGUCUGUCGACGAGGCGAUGGAGCGAGACGCUCUGAGACGCAUCGAGGACAUGUUCAGAGCGGGCCCGAGGGAGAAACAUAGCGCGCCGCUCACGGCCUCGCACCAAUACGGGUGGUGGUGGGAGCACGGCGCGCGUAUGUCGUCUACGAGCUUCGCAGACCGCCGACUGCAUCACCACAUAAGAGACUCGGGCUGGUUGAAGGCCCGCCUGACUGUGCUCGCCGCCGAUGACAAACUCAAGCAAAAAUAACAUUUCAAUUACCAGUUUUAUGUAAUUUUUUAAUGAAUAUAAAAUACUACAUUAUAUUGAUUCAAUAUUUUUUUCAGUUAACACAAAUAAUUCGAUAUAGUGAUUUGUGUAUCUAUGACCAUGUACAACUUUAUCACUUAGAAUAUGGAUUAUAAGAGAUUAUAUGAUUUAUGUUAUCAUA
Achroia grisella is the source of this 961-nucleotide messenger RNA. RefSeq lists its product as uncharacterized. Bases 271 to 780 code for a protein of 169 amino acids. The transcript has 3 exons. NCBI's taxonomy places the organism in Eukaryota, Metazoa, Arthropoda, Insecta, Lepidoptera, Pyralidae. The record is from RefSeq and is a predicted model, not a curated record.